Molecule: messenger RNA, 462 nt
Organism: Aureobasidium uvarum
Lineage: Eukaryota; Fungi; Ascomycota; Dothideomycetes; Dothideales; Saccotheciaceae
Source: the annotation of a GenBank genome assembly
AUGGCCAACCCCGGCGCACCCGCUCCUGCACCUCAUAUGAUCUCGCGCCCAAAGAGAGCACCCACUGGAGACGAAGAGGCCACGGCGAUCCUGCGUCUGGGAGAGUUCCAGCAGGUGCCCGCUCUGAACUUGUCCGAAGCGCGUACCAUCAUCAACGCUGUCACGCAGCGCCGGCGCAACAUCAAGCAGAAAGUCUCCGAGUCCGAGACUCUUCUGAAGACCCAGGAGUACCUCGAGUUGUUUGCCCGCUUCAAGCAGCAGGAGCACGUCACUGCUGUUGAGCAGUUGCUCACGACUCGCACCGAGCUUGAGCGCUUUGAGCGCAGCCAGCUCGGUGAUCUAUGCCCCGAUUCCGCCGAGGAAGCAAAGACCCUUGUGCCCUCGCUCGAAGGCAAGAUUUCUGAUGAGGACCUGCAGGAGCUGCUGGACGAAAUGAUGAAGCUGAGGAACUUUGUGCAGUGA